AUGACGAAUCAGGCCCAGCCAGUGAUCUUUGAUAAUUCCGAGUUUUUCGAGUAUACGGCACCCGACAAUCUACAAUUCUACACAACAACCUACAGUGAUCCUAACGCGUACACUACAAAUGUUGGAGGUUACUACUCACAGAACGACGCUAACGUUUACACACCGGGGUAUCAUCAGGGAGGAAGUACCGGUAGUUUUUGGAGUGCAUUUGGAACUGGUGGAUUUGCCGACGAGCCGCCACUGUUGGAAGAAUUGGGUAUUAAUUUUGUUCACAUAAAAAUGAAGAGUCUCGCGGCCUUGAAUCCGCUUCGAACGGUUGAUAAGAAUAUAAUGGACGACACAGACUUGGCUGGGCCUCUUCUUUUUUGUCUCGUAUUUGGCUUGUCUUUGCUUCUCACAGGAAAAGUUCACUUUGGAUAUAUCUACGGUGUAGCAGUUCUCGGGUGGUUUUCCAUUUACAUGAUCCUCAAUUUGAUGAGUGAAUCAGGAGUUGAUGGAUAUAGGACAGCGAGCGUACUAGGAUACUGUUUAUUACCGUUGGUAUUGCUGAGUUGCGUCGGAGUAGCGGUUCCUCUAAGCGGUCCGCUCGGAUUACUUGCUUCAGGAGCGGCCAUCAUAUGGUGCACUUACUCCUCUUCGACGAUGUUUGUGACAGUUCUUCAAAUGUCUGAACAACGUUUGUUGGUAGCAUAUCCUGUUGGGCUUUUCAUGUCGGAAACAGACCUGCAUCAAAACAAGGAAAGAAUUUUCCACGAUAUAGGGGAAAUCGUCGAACAUGAGACUGAUGAUACGAGACCAACGGAAAUAGAAAGUUAUUGUGUCAACUGUGAGGAAAAUGGCAUUACAAAAUUAUUGCUUACUCGAAUCCCUCACUGGAGAGACAUAAUAGUCACGAGUUUCGAAUGUGAACAUUGUGGUUUUUCAAACAAUGAAGUCCAAUUUGCCGGAUCAUAUGCUGAAAAAGGCUGCGUGUAUACGUGCAAGAUAUCUACAACGGAAGAUCUUAAUCGUCAAUUAGUCAAAUCCGAAAAUGCGUCUAUCAAAUUCCAUGAGCUUGAUCUUGAGCUACCGUCGUCGAGUAAGCGUGGUACUCUGACCACUGUCGAAGGCUUGAUCUCUGCGAUUAUUGACGAUCUUUCCUCUGGCCAGCCGGUAAGGAAACAUAUGGAUAAAGUAACAUAUGAAAAGAUCGAGGGCAUUAUUGAAAAACUGAAAGGUUACAAAGAGAAUGCAGAAGAGUUUACGAUCAGUAUAGAUGAUCCAUCUGGUAAUAGCUAUAUCGAGAACUUUAAUGUUCCCAACUUGGACACCAAAUUAAAAAUUCGUCAUUAUCCUCGAACGCGCGAAAUGAAUAUCGCCCUUGGACUGAUCAAUCCCGACGUAGAGCCAGUUGAUGCCCAUAAUGAGAUCACUACCGACACUAAAGACGAUGAUGACGUUAUACCCGAUCUAAUGACGUUCCCUGGCAAUUGUUCUGAAUGUAAUAUGCCAGGUGAAACGCGGAUGCAAGUACUUAAUAUUCCUCACUUUAAAGAAGUCGUCAUUAUGUCUACUACGUGUGAUGCCUGUGGUUACAAAUCCAACGAAGUAAAGGCCGGCGGUCCGAUUUCGCCAAAGGGAAAACGCAUAAAGCUCAAAGUCGAAGAACUGGAAGACUUAUCACGCGACAUUCUCAAGGCAGAGACGUGCGGAUUGACAAUCCCCGAAAUAGAACUCGACUUGUUAUCCGGGACGCUUGGUGGUAGAUUUACUACAGUCGAAGGUUUGUUACGACAAGCCUAUGAAGAGUUGGAGUCGCGAAUUCCCUUUUCCAGUGGAGAUUCUGUAACUGAAGACAGAAGAGAAAAAUUUAAAAAAUUCUUGUCGAAAUUGGAUAGAAUUAUAAAAGGAGAGAUAUUACC
This is a messenger RNA of Paraglomus occultum, 1901 nucleotides long. The record is from the annotation of a GenBank genome assembly. NCBI's taxonomy places the organism in Eukaryota, Fungi, Glomeromycota, Glomeromycetes, Paraglomerales, Paraglomeraceae.